AAGAGCAGCUUCCUUUUCCUUUAUCUGAUGAAGUGGUUUCUCUUCUCAGAACCAGAGUCUGGUUGCACUACUGAUGGUAUAGGAGUAAAACUGCUACGCGGGAGCACAUGGCUGUCUAGGGUGUCUGUAAGCCAAUACCAUCUUCCUGAAGAAAACUAGCAGGUACGCUCAGGAGCUGAGAAAAAACAUGGGAAUGCUUCAGAUCAUGCUUUCAGAAAGGUGGAAUCUUACCAACCAGGUCCUGAAGAACUAACAGAUGACCACCCAUCAGACUACAGAGGGAUUUUUAUUGCAUCUGGGCUGGAAUUAGCACAAAACUCCUCAGGGUGGACAAUGAACAACACUGCUAAGUGCCAUGAUGAUCACACCCUGGAUAAGUAUUUGUUUCCAUUUGUGUACAGCAUUGUGAUAGUCAUCAGUAUUCCCAUCAACUGCAUAUCCCUCUAUGUGUCUUGCAUUCAAGUGAGGAAAAAGAAUGAGUUAGCAGUCUACCUCUUCAGUCUGUCCCUGGCUGACCUUUUGUACUCUGUGAUUCUGCCUCUGUGGAUUGAUUAUGCCUGGAAUGGAGAUAACUGGAGGCUCUCUGCCACACUUUGUCAAAUUUCUGCCUUCCUUAUGUAUAUGAAUUUCUACACUAGCACUGCAUUACUUGCUUGUAUCUCUGUCGACAGAUACCUGGCAUUAGUUCACCCCUUGAAGCUCCAGCACUUGCGCACAAGAAGAUUUUCACUGAUUGUCAGCAUAAUUGUUUGGCUUCUGGAAGGCAUCUUGAAUUCUGUCAUACUGAUGAACAACGACGUAUUCAGUGAUCCUUGCAAUUCCACUAAUCAUACGUUAUGUUAUGAUAAAUACCCCCUGGAACUGUGGCAGGCACAGAUAAAUUUACUCCGGAUAUGCUCAGGGUACCUGGUUCCUUUGAUAAUCAUUGUGUUUUGCUAUCAUAAAAUCUACCAAGCAGUGAGGUGUAAUCAAGCCACAGUAGAUGAAGAAAAGAAAAAAAUCAGGAAACUUAUAUUGAAUAUCACAGUUACUUUCAUUCUUUGCUUCACGCCUUAUCAUGUUGUAUUGUUUAUUCGUAGCAUCAAGGAACCGUACUCCACUAACCCCCAGUUUUUGCAGUUGAUGUAUAAGAUCUACAGAAUCACACAAGCCUUAACAAGUUUGAAUUGCAUUGCCGAUCCGAUUCUUUACUGCUUUGUGAGUGAAACUGCACAAACAGACAUUCUGAAUUUGCUCAGGUGUUGCUUAUACCUACGAAAGCCUGAGGGAAACCAAGUGGAAGAACAUACUCUGUGCAGUUCUACUACAAAGAGCAAUAUCACCUACAGAACGUGCUGUGAAACGGAGACUCUCUCAAAAACAGCUGCAAGAGCAUAGUCAAAGAAAAAGUGGAUAACAUAAAGCAAAAAGAAAGGAGAACUCUUCCGCCAUCUAUACCUAGGAAAUACCCCAGAAGUAUACUAAUCUAAGUGAAACCAGUAGCUGGAACUAACGAGAACUUAUUACAGGGUCAAUGAAAUUGAGGGAGCAUCAUCAUGUAUCUUUAAAACAGAUGUGGUACAUAAAUCAACAAACAAACAUACAGUCAAGAAAGGUGAACAUGACACGCUGAAAAAAUUACUGAGGAUUCCCCACCCAACUGCCUCCUGUCUCAGAUUGCUAGCUAGUCCAUGUGCUGGGCAUACAUGUACUCAGCUGGAGGAAGGCUGAAGUCCUCUUAACCAGUCAUUUGUUUUCCUGUUUUAAUAAAAACCUAAAGCUUAGCUGUGAAGGAGCCUUAUGUAGGAUUGUUUUUAAAUCUGUGGUAGAAAUGAAUAAAGAACGCACACAAACACAGAUCAUUCAAAUGAUUGACAAAGGAGCAGACAGAGAGAGGAUGUUCAAUCUUUUCUCUGAUGUGAUGGUGCUAUGAAGAUUCCUGUCUUUCAGUAAUGGCUCAACUUCUCCUUCAGCAUACCCCUCCCAUUAGCCACUUCUUAAAAUUGUUUACCUCAUGUAGACAGAGACUUAACUUUUAUCUUCUUUGGAAAAUGUCCUAAUGUAUAAUUAUAUGUCAUGUCUUUUCAUUACAAUAUGAGUAUUGGGUUUCAGAUAGUUAAAGAUUCAUUACUUAGAGUGUAUAUAAGGAACCAGAUUCUAGCCACUGAUGGUUUAAGUCAGAUGAAAUUUUUCCUAAUAUGCACAAGGAGGAAAGGAAAGGAAUGGAAGGUGAGGUUUCACAUCUCCACAACACAAAAGACUAGUCUUUAGUCUUGCUUAUUUUGACUGUAAUCUGGAGUGGUUUUUUUUGUUUGUUUUUAUGGAGUCAACAGAGCAAGGAGGUCUAUAUCCACUUAUAUAACUGCAGAUGGAGGCUUCAGCUAGUUAUUGGCCGAGCUCUCAGUCAGCCAAUUUUACAAAAAUUCAAACAAGCCAACUAACUAUACUAAAAAAAACAACAAAGAACAAGAAUGGACCAAUAGCUAAUAAGAAUGGCAGCAAAGGAUCCCAAAUUUUAAAAGGGUUGAAAUUAGCACAAAUCAAAUGUAGAGCUGUUAACACAGGGAUCUGGUCACAUGCAAGCUCCCUGCUAUUGCUGUGAUUCACUGGUAGUGGUGGGCACCUAUCCCUGUGAAAAGACAAUCAAAACACUAUGGGGUUUUCUUUGUCUCCUCAUAAACUUUUCACUUUGGGUCAGUUUCCAGGAAGAAUGUUUGAUUUUGGUGGUUUUCCAGUUUCAUAGAGAAAAAAAAAAAAUCUUUCCAUCAAAAACAACCCCCUCUGCAAGUCUGCAAUGGAAAGAAUUUGUACCAGCACUUUUCAGCACAAGUAAUGGAAAGAAUUUGGACCAGCACUUUUCUGCACAAUUCUAGGACUGACAUUAUACUUGGAGGACCAGCACACAGUGAUCACAAUCACCACUGAAAUUUGUGCAUGGAAAUUAUUCAUUUCUCCAUUACAAAGAGCCACUUUUGUUGUUUUCAUGAGUUCCUGGUUGUGUCUAUUUAUAUUUUCAAUCAAUUUCACAUUCUGAGAUGGGAACUUGAGAGGCUGAGGAAAUUGGAGUUGUUCAGCCUGGAGAAGAGAAGACUUUGGAGGUCCUAAUAUCAGCCUUACAAUACCUGCAAGGAGAGCGUUGAGAAGACGGAGCCAAGCUUUUCACAGCAGUGCAUAGCAGAAGGACAAGAAACGCACAUAACUCAAAACAAGAAGGGUCAGAGUCGAUAUAAGCAAAAAUUUUUGAACUAUGAGGACUGCCAAGCAGUGGAGCAGGUUGUACAAAGAUGUUUUGCACCAUCCGUCCUUGCAGGUUUUCAAGGCCCAACUGGACAAAGCGCUUGAAAAACCUGGUCAGGCCUCGUAGAAGACCUUGCUUGGAGUAGAAGGUUGAACUAGAGACUUCCUGAAGCCCCUUCCAACCAGAAUUCUCCUGUGAUCCUAUGAACUUUUAUAAAUACAUAUGUCACUAUUCUGGCUAUUACCUUCCUCUUUAAAAAAGUAGGUUCCCUUCCCUUCUUUGUUUCCAUUAAUCCUUUUACUGGAUUUUGUUUUCAUGUGUUUUUUUUUUUUUCUUUUCUGUAAUUCCAUUUUAUAUAUUAUGAAGCAAAAAGUACGUGAACAGCAGCACAAACUACUUCACCACAGACGUGUCCCUGUGCUGACCUAAGAACACAAUGUAUUUUGCAAUAGAAUGUGAAAUUUCACUGCUGCACUGGAAUAAAAGCAGAACCAAGAUUCACUAACUUCACGGAAAAAAAAAGAACUUGAUUUAUUUCUAGACCUUUCAUGUGCCAAAAAGGUUGGAAAGUUAAUUCCUUGUUGUGUGGUUUUUGUUUUGUUUUGUUUUUAAUUAAUAGG
Messenger RNA from Cygnus olor (mute swan), 3837 nucleotides. RefSeq names its product G protein-coupled receptor 65 (gene GPR65). Bases 334 to 1377 code for a protein of 347 amino acids. NCBI's taxonomy places the organism in Eukaryota, Metazoa, Chordata, Aves, Anseriformes, Anatidae. The transcript is spliced from 3 exons. Gene Ontology annotation, molecular function: G protein-coupled receptor activity. Gene Ontology annotation, cellular component: membrane. Gene Ontology annotation, biological process: G protein-coupled receptor signaling pathway. The record is from RefSeq and is a predicted model, not a curated record.